GCACGGAGCGUCACCUUCUUGAACUAAAGAAAAUAUUCGAUAAAACUACACAUUUAUAACUUCUAGAAAUAUCUAUCGUGAUAUAUUUUCUACUUCUUAACUUUAUGUCUCUUAAAUUGCGCACCAAGAAGAUAUUUUAUUUUGUUUCAACACGAGAAGAGCUUCGAUUGUUUUUUUUUUACGGAUAGAAGAUUUCAGUGGAUUCCAGACGAGCUAAGAUGGCAAGCCUGUCCAAGAUAUUCAACGUGUCGACCGCCCAGCCUGCUGCAGUCUGAUCAACUGCAGCAAGGUUUCUUCACCAUCUGCGUGAACUUCGAGCAGCGCACACGGAUUACAGAUAAGCGUUCCUUCCCACACAAGGAGCCCAAAGGAAACUACUUUUGAAAUUUCUGUUUAUACCAUAAGGGACUUUUGCAUUUAUUUAUAGUUCAACAUUUUCUUUAAUACCUAAAAGGACUUUUUCUUACUUUCACAAAUUCACUGAACUGCACUGAUUGAAUUGAAUUGCACUUGCUCUUGAAGGGUGAUUGAUUGAUACUGGGAAAGUGUUUAUUUGUCAUUUUUACAAUUAUACUGCCUUACAUACACCACAUCCAUACAUCAUACAUUGCUACAUUUUACUAAUAAUUACACACAUUUAUUUUCUUUCAUUUACUAAACUAAGGGAAACUGUACAAAAUAAAGUGCUUAUAGUUGCCAUAUCUCGGGUUCAGCUUUUACUUAUUACACGGCUCAUGAAUCUAGUAAUCUCAGAUGUGUAGCUUUUAACUGGUGCACAACACAAGUGCUACACGUACAAGUGUUUCCUUACUGACAGACUCUGGUCCUUUAGGCCACAGCUUAUGUUUAGCCAUCUGUGAUCUAGAGAAUCAUUCAAUUAAUCAAAGUGUAGAGAAUCUGCUGAACUGUAGCCUACUAGAGCUCAUUUUGCUCUUGACUCUCGAGAACAUAUUUAUGCACAUACUUCUCUUGUCCACCAGAGGGCAGUAGUAUCUAGUCUAGUUCACUUUGGAUUUUUUAAGAGGACUAUAAUUAUACCAAAAACUGUUGUCCAAUGAGUUCUGUUAUGCUAUACAGUAUAAACAUAACUAUUAUUAUGAUUUAUUAUUCAUAACUCAGAUGAACUUCAGGUUUUAAAAUGGCAUUUCCCUCCUGUGUCCCAUUAGCCCCAAGCACUAUCUGUAAAUGAAACAUUUUCAAUCAAUAAGCAAAGGUAAUUUGAUGUAAUAUCAUGAGGCACUUUGUUGGAGACAAAGGACUCUGAAAAUGAACACUUGUACUGCUUGAUCCCUAUUUCUAGGAUCACUCAGCGGCCUGCGCUCCCAUGUCCCAUUAUGGAGAGAGGUGCUGAGAUGUUGUUUCUCUGUCUCAUCACCCUGAUGGUCCUUACCCUGCGGCCAGUGUUCUCCACCUACAACUGUUCGGCCGAGUACGAGCGCGUACCAGAAAACAACGACCUGAGUGUGGAGUGUGGGUCCAGCGUGAUCUAUCUGGAGGUGAACCUGUGCACUGCUAACUGGGCUGGGUUCGACACGACCCAGUUGGCCCUGAACGGGGAGCACAACAACACCCAAUGCCAGGGCAACAUCGACACCAGCGUCGACCCGCCAGUCAUCCGUUACCAGCUCCACGUCAACCACACUGACGAUAACCCCUGCAGACAGAGCCUACAGAUUAUGAAUGAGAUUCCAGACCAGAACAGUGCCUUUGGCCACUUCUCCAACAUCCAGUCGAUGGUGAUCACAGGGUUCAUCGACACACCAAGGUCAUCCCAGGGCAUCAUCAGCUACUCCACUGACCUGUACUACCACUUCUCCUGCCGCUAUCCCUUGGAGUACCUCAUCAACAACACACAGAUUGUAGCGUCCUCUGUUUCUGUGGCCACGAGCCAGAACAAUGGGACCUUCAUCGACACACUGCGGAUGAGCCUCUACAAUGACAGUGGGUUCGACACUCCACUGCAAGUUCCCUCUACAGGCCUUGACCUGCGGACGGACGUGUACGUGGAGGUCAAGGCCAUAAACCUCACUGGGAACUUCCACCUGUUGCUGGAUCACUGUUUCGCCACCCCGGUUACCUACAGCCAGACCAACACCGAGAAGCACGACUUCUUCAUUGGGUGUGCCGUCCAUGAUAAGACCACUAUAAUCCAAAAUGGAGCAGCGAAGAUCUCGCGGUUCUCCUUCGAGGCGUUCCGCUUUGUGGUACACCGCGAUCAGGACAGAUCCAGCAUCUAUCUACACUGCAUUCUGCGUCUGUGUGAACCCAGCAAGUGCCGGGAGAUCAUGGAUAUGUGUAACAACAGCAGCAGCAGCGGGAGCGGUCGCAGGAAGAGAGAAGUGGCGCCGUUUGGCACGGAGUCCAGCGACUCCGCCACGGUCACCAUGGGGCCUAUCUACACCAGGACUGAGGAAAGUAGCCCGGCUGCCUUGCCUUACGGUGCGGAGAAGCCGUCAGAGGAGGCUAAGACAGACGUGGCAGGGGUGGUGGUGGGGGUUAUAUUUGCCACCGCACUGCAUCUCCAUACAUUUUUUAUGCAUGAAAAACCUUAA
This is a messenger RNA of Alosa alosa (allis shad), 2552 nucleotides long. RefSeq names its product zona pellucida-like domain-containing protein 1. The record is from RefSeq and is a predicted model, not a curated record. Bases 1335 to 2552 code for a protein of 405 amino acids. Gene Ontology annotation, cellular component: cell surface. The transcript is spliced from 12 exons. NCBI's taxonomy places the organism in Eukaryota, Metazoa, Chordata, Actinopteri, Clupeiformes, Clupeidae.